Molecule: messenger RNA, 1329 nt
Organism: Hippocampus comes (tiger tail seahorse)
Lineage: Eukaryota; Metazoa; Chordata; Actinopteri; Syngnathiformes; Syngnathidae
Product: adipocyte plasma membrane-associated protein
Exons: 9
Coding region: 31-1278 (415 amino acids)
Cellular component (GO): endomembrane system
Molecular function (GO): hydrolase activity
Source: RefSeq, a predicted model, not a curated record
AUACGUGACUUGUAAAAACAUUCAGGCUUGAUGCCAUCUGACGCUCUUUUCAUUUCAAGAGUGCCACAGUACAAACGUUUGCCAGUAAUGUGGCGUGGACGUUCAGUGUGCGUGGUUAUAUUGGCGCUUGCCGUCGGCCUGUACCUGCUGCCUUCACCCAUCGACCCCAAGCCGCACGUGCUUCCAGGUCCUCCCCCAGCCCUUGAGGGUCCGCUGGCCGCCAAUACGCGCUUGCAGAAAGGCCAUAGACUCUUUGAGGGGAAAUUACACGGACCAGAAUCCUUUGAUGCUGACAAAGAGGGGAACGUGUACACAGGGACGGUGGACGGGAAGCUGUGGCGAAUCGGACCGGACGACAGUCUGACCUUCAUCACACAAAUGGGGCGCGACUUGCCCGAAUGCGGCAGCGGCACACAUUUUGAGCCGGUGUGCGGCCGCCCUCACGGCGUGCGUCUGGAUCGCCACGGCAACCUGAUCGUGGUCGACGCCUACUUGGGACUGUACAGCGUGGACCCACGCAGCGGACGCAAGAUGCUACUGGUGGCCAACUCGCAAGGCGCUGACGGCGUCCCCUUCGCCUUCCUGAAUGGCCUGGAAAUCUCUUCCCAAACGGGGAUCAUCUACUUCACCGACUCCUCCAGUCGCUGGGGACGCAGACAUGUCAAGCUGGAGGUGAUGGAGCUGAACCGCCUUGGUCGCCUUCUGUCCUACGAGCCCGAGACGGGCCGAGUGAGCGUCCUGCUGGAUUCCCUCUACAUGGCCAACGGCCUGGCGCUGGACCCCAACGGCCGAUUCCUCCUGGUGGCUGAGACCAGCGUCGCACGCAUACUCAAUUGUCGGUGUGUUUGUGCGCGCGCUCCCCUCUGCCCUCUCAGGUACUGGUUGCGAGGUCCGAAGACGGGCAUGGCCGAGACGGUGCUGGACAACAUGAUCGGAUACCCGGACAACAUCCGCGUGAGCAGGCGCGGAACCUUCCUGGUGGGCAUCACCACGCCGCGGUUGCGCUCCUUCCUGCCUCCCUUCCUGGACGCCUUAGCGCCGUACCCCGCCGUCAAACGCUUCCUGGCCAAGGUGGUCCCGCUGAGCUGGUACGAGGUCCUGCUGCCGCGCUACGCUCUCGUUCUGGAGCUGGACGCGGACGGACGUCCGGUGGGCUCCAUGCACGACCCUGAAGGACGCCUGACGUGGGCCAUCAGCGACGUGUUCCAGCACGGCGGACGCACCUUCCUGGGGAACACCAACUUGCCCUUCCUGCCCGUCGUCACCCUCGACUCGUGAUGGCAACACCGUUGACACGCCAACUCAUUUCGGACUGGAAAAGAAAUAACC